AUGGCGAUGCCGUGCUCCCGGCCCCGGGUCCUGGAGCGCGCUGGCAGCUGCUGGCAGGACCCACUGGCCGAGGCGCAGUGCCGGGGCCGGCCGCCCGCGGCGCCCCCCGGCCGGGGCUGCUCCUGGAGCCGGUCGCUCAGCGUAGUCUACGUGCUGACCCGAGAGCCGCAGGCCGGGGCGGAGACCGGAGCAGGAACCGAGGCGGAGCCGCUGCCCCUGCGCUGCCUACGCGAGGCCUGCGCGCAGCUCCAGGGUUCACGGCCGUCACCGCAGCUGCACAGCCUGCCUUUCGGAACUCUGGCUCUGGGCGACACCGCGGCUCUGGACGCCUUCUACAACGCGGACAUCGUGGUGCUGGAGGUGAGCAGCUCGCUGGCCCAGCCCUCCCUCUUCUACCACCUCGGGGUGCGGGAGAGCUUCAGCAUGACCAACAACGUGCUCCUCUGCUCCCAGGCCGACCUCCCUGACCUGCAGGCCCUGCGGGAGGAUAUUUUCCAGAAGAACUCGGAUUGCGUUGGCAGCUACACACUGAUUCCUUAUGUGGUGACAGCCACCAAUCGGGUGCUGUGUGGUGAUGCAGGUGUCCUGAGGGGCCUGGCUGAUGGGCUGGUGCAGGCUGGGGUGGGCACGGAGGCCCUGCUUACGCCACUGGUGAGCCGACUGGCCCGGCUGCUGGAGGUCACGCCCACAGACUCCUGCGGCUACUUCCGGGAGACCAUUCGGCAGGACAUCCGGCGGGUGCGGGAACGUUUCAGUGGGCAGCAGCUGCGGCAGGAGCUUGCUCGCCUGCAGCGGAGGCUGGACAGCGUGGAGCUGCUGACUCCCGACAUCGUCAUGAACCUGCUGCUCUCCUACCGCGACGUGCAGGACUACUCAGCCAUCAUUGACCUGGUGGAGACCCUGCAGGCCUUGCCCACCUGUGACGUGGCUGAGCAGCACAACGUUUGCUUCCACUACACCUUCGCCCUUAACCGGAGGAACAGGCCUGGGGACCGUGAGAAGGCGCUGGCUGUGCUGCUGCCUGUCGUCCAGCGUGAGGGCUUGGUAGCUCCUGACCUGUACUGCAUGUGUGGCCGUAUCUACAAGGACAUGUUCUUCAGCUCUGGCUUCCAGGAUACUGGCCACAGGGAGCAGGCCUAUCACUGGUAUCGAAAGGCCUUCGAGGUGGAGCCCAGCCUCCACUCGGGCAUCAAUGCCGCGGUGCUCCUCAUUGCCGCCGGGCAGUGCUUUGAGGACUCCGAGGAGCUCUGGCUCAUAGGCAUGAAGCUGGGCUGCCUGCUGGCCCACAAAGGCUGCGUGGAGAAGAUGCAGUAUUACUGGGACGUAGGUUUCUACCUGGGCGCCCAGAUCCUCGCCAAUGAUCCUUCCCAGGUGGCGCUGGCUGCAGAGCAGCUGUACAAGCUCAAUGCCCCCAUAUGGUACCUGGUGUCGGUGAUGGAAACCUUCCUGCUGUACCAGCACUUCAGACCAUCCCCAGAGCCCACCGGAGGGCCCUUGCUCCGUGCCCACUUUUGGCUCCACUUCUUGCUACAGUCCUGCCAGCCAUUCAAGCCCACCGCUCCACAAGGGGACCAGUACUUGGUGCUGGUCCUGGAGCUCAACAAGGUGCUACUGCCAGCGCAGCUGGAGGUCCGAGGGAGGGACCCCGUGAGCGAGGUGGCCCUUAGCCUGGUGGAGCCCAGCAGCCAGGAUGCGCCCUCCUGCUGGACCUUUCCAGUCGCCUCCAUCUGCGGGGUCAGCACCUCAAAGCUGGACGAGCGCUGCUGCUUCCUCUACGCGCUCCCGCCGGCUCAGGACGUGCAGUUGUGCUUCCCCAGCGGAGGGCACUGCCAGUGGUUCUGCGGCCUGAUCCAGACCUCGGUGACAAGUCCGGAUUCCACAGUACCCAUGGAAGAGGCAGGGGACGUGGGGGAGGAGCUGGAGUUUGACUAUGAGUACUCAGAGACCGGCGAGAGGUUGGUGCUGGGCAAGGGCACAUAUGGGGUGGUGUAUGCGGGCCGCGAGCGACACACGAGAGUCCGCAUCGCUAUCAAGGAGAUCCCGGAGCGCGACAGCAGGUUCUCUCAGCCCCUGCAUGAAGAGAUCGCGCUACACAAACGCCUGAGACACAAGAACAUCGUGCGCUAUCUGGGCUCGGCCAGCCAGGGCGGCUACCUCAAGAUCUUCAUGGAGGAAGUUCCCGGAGGCAGCCUGUCCUCCUUGCUGCGGUCAGUGUGGGGACCCCUGAAGGACAACGAGAGCACCAUCAGUUUCUAUACCCGCCAGAUCCUGCAGGGGCUGAGCUACCUGCAUGACAAUCACAUUGUGCACCGGGAUAUCAAGGGGGACAAUGUGCUGAUCAAUACCUUCAGUGGGCUGCUCAAGAUCUCUGACUUUGGCACCUCCAAGCGGCUGGCGGGCAUCACACCCUGCACGGAGACCUUUACAGGAACCCUACAGUAUAUGGCUCCAGAGAUCAUUGACCAAGGCCCCCGAGGGUAUGGCAAGGCAGCCGACAUCUGGUCCCUGGGCUGCACUGUAAUUGAGAUGGCUACAGGCCGCCCUCCCUUCUAUGAGCUGGGGAGCCCCCAGGCUGCUAUGUUUCAGGUGGGCAUGUACAAGGUACAUCCACCAGUGCCCAGCUCUCUGUCAGCGGAGGCCCAGGCCUUCCUCCUCCGAGCUUUCGAGCCAGACCCUCGCCUCCGAGCUGCUGCUCAAGCUCUCCUGGAGGAUCCUUUUCUGCAGCCGGGGAAGAGGAGCCGCAGCCCUGGCUCGCCCCGCCAUGCUCCACGGCCUUCAGAUGUCCCUUCCGCCAGCCCCAUUCUCUCAGCUGAUUCGGCCACACAGUCCCAGACAUUCCCGUGUCCUCAAGCACUCUCUCAGCACCUACCCAGCCCUCCCAAGCGCUGCCUCAGUUAUGGGGGCACCAGCCAGCUCCGGGUGCCCGAAGGAGCUGGGGCCGAAGAGCCCACGUCCCCCGAGGAGAGUUCGGGACUGAGUCUGCUGCACCAAGAGAGCAAGCGGCGGGCCAUGCUGGCCUCCGUGCUGGAACAGGAGCGGAGGGCGCUGGCCAACAGUCUGCGGCUCCUGGAGCGGGAACAGGGUCCUUGGCUUGACAGGCAUCAUGUGGAACAGCUACUGCGCGGCCUCGGAGCGCACAUCCACACUCCCAACCGGCGGCAGCUGGCCCAGGACCUGCGGGAGCUGCAAGGGCAGCUGCGGGCCCAGGGCCUCGACCCUGCGCUGCUUCACGGACCCCUCUUUGCCUUCCCGGACGCGGUGAAGCAGAUCCUCCGCCGGCGCCAGAUCCGCCCACACUGGAUGUUCGUGCUGGACUCCCUGCUCAGCCGCGCGGUGCGGGCAGCCCUGGCAGUGCUAGGCCCAGAGGUGGAGGAGACUGUCUCCCCGCUGUCAAAGGAGCCGAGUAAAGAAAAAGGGUUCCAGGCGAAGCAACCGGAGACCCCUGAUCUGCCGAACCUCCUGCCGCCAAAAGAGCCUGAACACGGACCCCCGCCUCUGCUGGUGCAGCUGGGCCUUCUAAGAGCAGAGACAAACAGGCUGCGGGCUGUCCUGGCUGAGAAGGAAGGGACUUGCCGGGCUCUGAUGCAGCGGACUCUGCAGCGGAUGGAUGCUGAGGCCGGGACCCGAGCCCUGGCCUCGGAGCCCCCAGCUGCUCUGGCAGCCGACCAGGGCCUGGUGCGGUGGCUGCAAGAACGAAAUGUGGAUUCUGGCACCAUCCAGACGCUGCUCAACCACAGCUUCACCCUCCAUGCUCUGCUCACCUGUGCCUCUCGAGAUGACCUCAUCUACACCCGCAUCAGGGGAGGGAUGGUGUGUCGUAUCUGGAGAGCCAUCCUGGAGCAGCGAACAGGAGCCGUGCCAGGCACCCCCAGCCCUCAAGAGGCAGAGUGAAGGUCUUGGACGGAGGCAGGAAGCCAGACUCAGGACCAAGAGUGAAGACAAAGCCACCAGGAGCAGCUCCGACACUCCAUGGCCUAGGCCCCCUGGAGGGAGUUGAGACCACCCAGCAGACUGAGAACUGCCAGGCUAAGACUAUUAAACAGAACUUUUUAUUUUUUA
This is a messenger RNA of Echinops telfairi (small Madagascar hedgehog), 4059 nucleotides long. It is a transcript of the gene MAP3K6, whose product is annotated as mitogen-activated protein kinase kinase kinase 6. NCBI's taxonomy places the organism in Eukaryota, Metazoa, Chordata, Mammalia, Afrosoricida, Tenrecidae. Gene Ontology annotation, biological process: cellular response to stress; MAPK cascade; protein phosphorylation. The record is from RefSeq and is a predicted model, not a curated record. Gene Ontology annotation, molecular function: ATP binding; MAP kinase kinase kinase activity. The coding region runs from base 1 to 3891 and encodes 1296 amino acids. The transcript is spliced from 29 exons.